Messenger RNA from Plectropomus leopardus (leopard coralgrouper), 3139 nucleotides. RefSeq names its product netrin 5 (gene ntn5). The record is from RefSeq and is a predicted model, not a curated record. Gene Ontology annotation, cellular component: basement membrane. Gene Ontology annotation, biological process: motor neuron axon guidance; animal organ morphogenesis; dendrite development. Lineage: Eukaryota; Metazoa; Chordata; Actinopteri; Perciformes; Serranidae. Gene Ontology annotation, molecular function: protein binding.
UUCUUCUUUGUGCUGCAUUUGCCUCCAGUGGAAAUAAACCUAAAGGUGGAGGAUCUCCACGAGUGCCCGGUGUGUGUUGCCCUCUCUCGGCUCUGCUCCUCUGCAGCAGACGGAGCUGGAUGUGCGGACACUUGCUGCUGCUGCGCUUCUCUUAAUGAUCCGGAGGAGCAGGAGACGUGAGGAGAAGGAGAAUCACUGGGAGGCACAUGGCUCGAUGACAUGAUGUCCCUGCCCUUCUCCCCUCCCCCUUCCACCUCUCUCUUCCCUGUUUUCCUCCUCCUCCUCCUUUUCCUUCCUCCUUCCCCCGUCUCCUCCUCCCUCUCCCACACCCCGCUGAGCUGGACUUCGCCUCACGACCCCUGCUACCACCUAGACGGACGCCCCCGCCACUGCCUCUCGGAGUUCAUCAACGCCGCCUAUGGCGUGCCGGCGAAUGCGAGCCACUCGCUUCAAAGCUCCGAUCAUGACAGCAACAUCACCACCCUGACGGACCUCCACAACCCGCACAACCUCACCUGCUGGACGGCUCCCGGAGGCUCUGACGCCGGAGAAUGGGUCAUAACGCUACCUCUGGGCCGCCGCUUUGAGAUCACGUACAUAAGUUUGCAGUUUUGCCAACAAGGGGAGCCGUCGGACCCGAUUUCGAUCUCCAUCUUAAAGUCGAUGGACUUUGGGCGCACCUGGAGGCCGAUGCAGCACUACUCCAGCGACUGCUUGGGGAAUUUUGGGUCCUUCCCAAACGGUCGCUCAGACACGACACAAGAGACGGAGCCGCUCUGCUCAGACCCUCGCCCCCUGCAGAAGCAGAGGGGCGGCAUGGUGUUGGCGUUCUCCACCCUGGACGGGCGGCCAUCCUCGCCCGAUUUCGACUACAGCCACACCCUCCAGGACUGGGUAACCGCCACGGACAUCCGUGUUGUCUUCCACCAGGUGUCCAAAGAUGCCAAGGUGGAUAAAAAAGAGGAAGUGCGAUGGCGUGAUGCUGCAGAAGACGACAGAGGGCUUCUGAGGUGGAGAUCGGGCUCCAAGGGGCGCUCUGGCGGUCAGGUCGAAAAGCUAAACGCAGAUAACACGCUGGCAUUUUUUGAGAGGGAGGUAAAAAAUUCGGAGAUAAGAGGGAGGAACAAACACGGAAGGAAGGGCCACUAUAAAGGUCAAAACGAAGAUGGACACAAUGUGACCAGCAAGGAAGGCGGGGACACUUUUAGCAUGCUCGCUUCCUCGAGGAAAGGCGGGAAAGCCAGAGGGCGUGGCCGCAAAAAGGAAAACAGUAAUUGGCUGCCUUGCCCGAAUGGGGGUUGUAAUUGGACGGUUGAGGGGCGGAGCAGGAACAACAAGGGGCGGGAGCUGAGGAAGAGGAGGAACAAUUAUCUGAACACGAAACAGAGCUUCAGGAAUCUGCAGGCGGCCCCGCCCUCCGCUAUCCGAGCUCCUCUGGCGCUCUCCGACCUGCAAGUUGGCGGCAGGUGUAAAUGUAAUGGACACGCUUCCAAGUGUCGCCGUGACGACUCAGGCCAGGCAGUGUGCGUGUGUGAGCAUCACACGGCGGGGCCGGACUGUGACGUGUGCGAGGAUUUCUACUGCGACAGGCCGUGGCAUCGAGCUACACCCACGCACCCGAACCCCUGCGUUGCCUGUGAGUGUAACGGCCACUCAAACAAGUGUCGUUUCAGCAUGGAGGUGUUUCAGCAGUCGGGCCGGCGCAGCGGCGGCGUGUGUCAGAAGUGUCGCCACCACACGGCCGGACGCCACUGCCAGUACUGCCAGAACGGAUACACACGCAACCACAGCAAGCCCAUAAACCACCGCAAGGCCUGCCAACCAUGUCAGUGUCAUCCUUUGGGGGCAGUGGGUCGCUGGUGUAACCAGACAUCGGGUCAGUGUCUGUGUCGAGAAGGGGUGACCGGCCUCAGGUGCAACCGCUGUGCCCCGGGAUACAAACAGGGCAAGUCCCCUCUGAGGCCCUGCAUACGAAUUCAAGAGGUCGCUCCGACCCCGGUGUACCAGCCUCAGUACAGCAUCGCGGAGGAGUGUGUUUCGUACUGCCAGCCCUCUCAGGUUAAAGUCAGGAUGAACUUGGAGACGUAUUGUCUCAAGGACUUCGUGCUGAAGGUGCAGGUGAGAGGGAUGGAGCGUUCAGGUCCCUGGUGGCAGUUCUCCAUCUCAGUCCAAACCGUCUUCCGCACGGGGUCCACCUCCCGCGUCCGCAGGGGCCCGCAGUCGCUCUGGGUCCCGGACCGCGACCUCAGCUGCGGCUGCCCCGCCCUCCACGUGGGCCGGACCUACCUCCUGAUCGGCGCGGAGGAGGGGGAGCGGGGCUGGGGCCCUGAGGAGAGUCGGCUGGUGGCGGACCGCUCCACUCUGGCCCUCCAGUGGCGGGAACACUGGAGCCCCAAACUGAGGGGCUUCCGGGGGCAGGACAAGAGGGGCCGCUGCCCAAAAAAGUCCCCCAAUGGACACCACCGUCACAGGGAGCAAACACAGUCCGGGUACAUCCCCCCUCACCUGCUGACUGAGACACACAGCGAGGACACACAAACCUCCACGGUGCCGCACACACACACCGAGGUUACGCCCACAGAGGCGAGCACCUCGCCGACGACGCCGGCUCUGGUGUGCUCGAGUCCAGGUCCUGGAUAACAAACAGAAACCACACGGAGACACAAAAAUAAGGAUUUUUUUUCUUUUUAUCAUCCACACCUCAGAGCUACAAGAAAAGGCAAAAACUCUUUAUCUCAGACUUUGUAAAACUGAUUUUUCUGAACGUUUCAGGAGAAACAGACGCGACUUUGCUUCCUCAGCGCGGAGAAACUGCACAACACACAAACAAAAAUAUAUGGAAGCCCAUGUUCACCAGUGUUACGAAAUAAAAAAAGAUCCUGUAAGUCAACAUAAUGACUUCGUAUUUCAAAAUGAGCUAAAUGAGAACCGAUACUAAGUCAUUAUUUUGAGAAAGUUUUUCACUGUUUUCAGAAAAUAACUCAUAAUACUGGGAAUUUUUUUGAGAUGCUAGGUUAUAAUUUGGAAAAGGUUUCUCAUUAUUUUGCAAAAAUAGCAAAAAAGUUGUUCAUAAUUUGAAGACACCAAGCAAGUAUUUGGAGAAACUUUCUUGUUGUGAGAAAACUUCUCAUUAUUUUGA